AAGGCAUAACAGAGAGACAGAAAGAAAGAGAGGGUGACAGUGUAGAAGAGAGAGGAAGAAAGCAACGGAGUUGAUACUGACAGGUUGUUAGAUCUGGAAAAUAAAAAGUGGUGCAAAGCAAAUUUUUUCAUCUGGUCCCUGAAUUAAAAGUAAGGCAAGUUUUUUUAAAGUAAGGCUGAUAAAAAGUGAGCAAACAUGGCCAAUUUCGCAGGAACCUGGAAGAUGAAGAGCAGUGAAAAUUUCGAAGAACUCCUCAAAGCGCUUGGGGUGAACGCUAUGCUGAGAAAGGUAGCCUGUGCAGCAGCCUCAAAACCCCAUGUGGAGAUUCGUCAGAAUGGUGAGCAGUUCUACAUCAAAACUUCCACUACUGUUAGGACCACAGAAAUCAAAUUCCAAAUAGGAGAAGAGUUCAACGAGGAGACUGUGGAUGGUCGGAAAUGCAAGAGCGUGGCCACAUGGGAGUCGGAGAACAAAAUAACCUGCAGGCAAACCCUUGUGGAUGGUAACGGCCCUAAAACGUACUGGACAAGAGAGCUGCGAGGGAAUGAGCUCAUCCUGACCUUUGGGGCCGACGAUGUGGUGUGCACACGGAUUUACGUCCAGGAAUGAGCACCAGGAUGAACUGGAUGGAGUGAUAAUCCGGCACUUUCAACUUUAGAAGAAUAACCUUAUUUUGUCAUUAACUUGCACUAUAGUGUGUUAGUUGAUACUUUCUUCUGUUUAAAGACUUACCAUAUUUGUCUACUUAGUGUACUCAUUAGAUUAUAAUUUUUAUGUUUCUUAUUAUGUUAAAAAAUACAGUGUUAGUUAUAUUCAAGAUUAUUUGCCAAACAUUUAGAGCAAUUUACUAAAAUACAACAGUUUACUG
Messenger RNA from Myxocyprinus asiaticus (Chinese sucker), 868 nucleotides. Its product is annotated as cellular retinoic acid-binding protein 1-like. Gene Ontology annotation, biological process: fatty acid transport. Lineage: Eukaryota; Metazoa; Chordata; Actinopteri; Cypriniformes; Catostomidae. The transcript is spliced from 4 exons. Gene Ontology annotation, cellular component: cytosol; nucleus. Bases 196 to 609 code for a protein of 137 amino acids. The record is from RefSeq and is a predicted model, not a curated record. Gene Ontology annotation, molecular function: fatty acid binding.